Marchantia polymorpha subsp. ruderalis is the source of this 4105-nucleotide messenger RNA. NCBI's taxonomy places the organism in Eukaryota, Viridiplantae, Streptophyta, Marchantiopsida, Marchantiales, Marchantiaceae. The record is from the annotation of a GenBank genome assembly.
GAGCGAGCGAUGGAGAGAGCGACGUAAGGCGACGAGAUCACGGGACGAGUGGUGGCUCGCGCGGAGUGCGAGCGAGCGAGCGUGUAAGCGAGAGCUUUGGACAUUGAUUAUUAUUUCUUCUUUCUCGUUGUUCAGGACGGAAGUUGAAGUGUUGAAGAAAAGGCUUGAGCAGCGAGCGAGCGAGCGAGCGUCCUGUGAAGAGAGAGAGAGAGAGAGAGAGAGAGAGAGAGAGAGAGAGAGAGAGAGAGAGAGAGAGAGAGAGAGAGAGAGAGAGAGAGAGAGAGAGAGAGAGAGAGAGAGUUGCGAGAGAGAAGUUGUUAGAGUGCAAGAUCAGAGAAGAGGACGAGUGCAAACAGAGAUUUCGACUAGACGAGACGAGGCGUGACACCGGAGUGCUGCCGUGUAGAGUGAGAGAGACAGAGCCUGGCCUGACGGGGGAUGUGGAUGCCGUGAAGGAAAUCCCGGACGACGAAAAGUCAGAGAGCAGGGAGCAGCGGAGGAAGAAGAGACGAGAGAGUGAGAGGUUCGAGAUACCGCCUCUCAGAAGUCGUUGAUUGCGAGCGCAGACGGAAGAGGCAGACCAAGAAGUGGAGAGAAGGCGGAGGAGAAGGAGCGAUUUUGUCGAACAUAAACAGGAGCCCCGGCUCUCUCGAGCCCACGCCGCGGAAGACAUUGAAUUCCAGAGCGGCCACGGAGACGGGGGCAGUGCGCGAGGGAAAUAAGUCGCAGUACUGGAGUUACGUUUUAGUCUGCACCUGGCUAGCGUGGAUUCGUUCUUGCUUAGUUGCAGGGGCCCUCCAGGCGGACGCACUGAGAAUGGCUUGAGGAAAGGAUUUGGUCUCGGGGUUUUAUGCUAUGCUUCGGCAUGGAGCUGGUGAGGUGAUCCAGUAGAUACGAUCACUGAAGCGUGGUUCAGAGUCGAGUUGCGAGUGCUGGUUUAGUGAUAACGCGAGCCACCGCAGAUCUAAAAUUGGACGGGACCCCGUUGCAGUUUUGCCGAUUAAGAGGGAGCGAGCGAUUUCAUGAGGGAAGUGGCGUCCCCGCCACAUGCUUUGUGACAGGCGCUUGCAAAUCGAUCGGCAAGAAUGGCAGGGGUUUUAACGGACGCGCUGUAACUUCAUAGUUUUCUGAAGCUGAAAUACCUGGCAGACGCCGUGUGUACUCCUUAUUUGAGAACUCGUUGAGUGUGUCUGAACUUUUUGUGCUCUGGAUGAAAGUGAAGCCAUAUGCGAGAAGGGUAGACGAGGUGUUAGAGUUUGAUGUCGGCAGAUUGGGACGCAUCACCAUGGUCUUGCGCAGUUGGUCCAAAAUCCGCCAAAGCGGGCACCGUCCCCCAGGAUGACCACUCGAGUGUACCUGCGUUUGUUCUCACCCCGCAACGUAGCCCGAAGAGUGCUGCGAAGUGCUUGAAGCCAGAGAAAUGGCGGGCCGCAUUCGAUCACGAAGGCAGGCCUGUUGGCUUUCAGAAGCUUCUGAAGUGUAUCGCGUUAGGGGGUGUGGACCACUCCAUUCGUGCCGAAGUGUGGGAGUUCCUGCUUGGUUGUUAUGCACUUUGCACUACAACCGAAUAUCGGAAGGAGCUUCGUGCAGCACGAAGGGAACGCUACCAAAAGUUAAUCGAGCAAUGUCAGCAGAUGCAUCCAAGUAUUGGUACAGGAACUUUAGCCUACACUGUAGGUUCCAAAGUUAUGGAUGUUAGAAUUAUGUCUAAAGACAGUGCCCGGAAAGAAGCUAAGCUGAUCAACUUAGAAGUUAAAGAAACUUCAGAAGAGAAGGCUGUUUUGCGUACCACGGUAGAUGAUAACCCUGGCAGUCCAAAAUUUGACACCUCAGGUGAUUUUGGGACCUCUCAAAUCGAGGUGUCAGGUGGGUUUGAUUCCGUGUACAAAUAUACUGGUCCAAGCCACGAAGCUGCUGAGCCGACGAGAGUCGACAUCCAUGAGGAUCUGUAUGGGAUGCCAGUGACGAAUUUGUUUGGUCCUGCCGAGCGGGAUGAAACAGACGCCAGAGACAAUGGUCUGGACGACACGUCGACCAGUUUUGGCAGAGAACAUUUACCAGGGCAGGUGGAUUCAGAUAGUGUAGGAGAAAUUGAGCCAGGAUUUAGGAGCAGUAGGGAUGUAAUUAGAACGGCCGCUGAAAAUAAGCCUAAAAGGCUAUUUGCCACUGAUGUAGGACCUCUAAGUUGGCCUGCGGGUUCUAUGAAGAGGAUUAAAAGCAGGCUCGUGAGAGAUAGAAGGAAAAAAGAAAGGACAAUGAAAAUCGGGGACUCAACACGAGGGUUGAUACAGGAUGUACAUACUAGACAGAGCAGAAAGCAACAGGAAGCUUACGCACCCGUCAAAGAAGACUCAGUAGGGCCUGAAAACUUGCCCGAUCCGGUGGUUGCUCUUGGGAAAAAUGCUAACGAAGAGAGAGUCGCAGAGUGGCUCUGGAUACUGCACAGAAUUGUGGUGGAUGUUGUGCGGACCGACCGACAUCUUGAGUUCUAUGGGGACGCCAAAAACAUGGCCCGCAUGUCAGACAUACUUGCAGUUUACGCCUGGAUAGACCCAGCUACUGGCUAUUGUCAAGGCAUGAGUGAUUUAUUGUCACCCUUCAUUGUUUUGUUUGAAGACGAUGCCGAUGCAUUUUGGUGCUUCGAGAGCCUUCUCAGACGAGUGCGGCAAAAUUUCCAGAUGGAGGGCCCCGUCGGUGUAAUGAAGCAACUGGAAGCAUUACCCAAGAUACUGGAGGUGGCAGAUCCUCAAAUGCAUAGACAUCUGGCUGCAAUCGGGGCGGACAAUUUUUUGUUUGCCUUCCGUAUGCUAUUAGUACUAUUUCGACGAGAACUUUCAUUUGGGGAGUCACUCAGCUUAUGGGAAAUGAUGUGGGCCGCCGACUUCAACCAAGCCAUGGCCUGGGCCUUGGAGUAUAACUGCUUAGAUGCUCUUGUAUUAAGUAUACCCCCACCGUUCUUCAAUCCAGACAGCAGAAGAGGCGAUGACGCUGGCUACCAUGACACCCCUCACUUGUCUUUUGCAUCACAGUACGGCUGCAGUCCGCACCGAGAUUAUCCUUCUGCCGAGGGUGCACUCCCUAAUUCAAGCACGUUUGGAGGAAAUUUCCUUGCAAGAAGCCCAUUUUGUGGCCUCAGACCUGGAGCCCUCCUAACAAAAAACCGUCACAGGAUGCCAACCGUGAGCACCCUGUUAGGGAAAAAUGGCGACGAGGAGCUGUCUGUUUUCUGUGUUGCGGCGAUUCUUGUGCAGAAUCGAAACAAGUUGCUGAAGGAGGUUCAAUCAAUGGAUGAUGCUAUUAAAAUGUUCAACGACAUGAACCUCACAAUACGUGUUCAUAGCAGCAUGCAUACAGCCAUCAAGCUGCGGAAGAAGUACCGUAGUAGGGUAAGGUCUUCUACCAUCGGGGCAAAGUUUUCACUGCAAUAAGUAUUUGGCGUGAGACUUCAUAUUAUGGGAGUACUUUUCUACCGUAAGAGAGUUUGUGCUGGAGGCGCAAGGGUGUUGGUCCUGUUCACCACUGUACUCCUGUAAUCCAUCCGUCAGACAAGUAAACAAUUUCUUUCUGCAAGAUGAAGACCCAUGUCUUUGUGAUUUCUCCAUUGGGAUAUUGAUCUGAACUUUUGAACAGAAGGAAAUACUGUAACCUGGGAAAGAAGGUUUCCUUGUCUGAUUGUGUUGGUCCAAAAAGGAUUUAAUUCAGAUGGCCAAACAUGUCAUUCUGGAAGUCUUGACGGAACACUGAUCUUCUCCAUCUAGUCAUGAAGCGUGACGAGUCAAGCAGCAGUUUGUACCUAGAUUUAUUGUACAGGACCUGCUUGCCUUCUUUAGUUAUUCUUUUGACGGGGCCAAUAAAUAUGUAGAUCGCUUGUGGAUGUAGUGUGUCAUACAUGCGUUCCUUAUCAAGAUUAGGUAGCCGAAUCUGUCGAAAAGUGUUGUACUUAUCACACACACGACACCUUCCGUUGUAAGCCUUUUGUAUCACGAACAUAGCUCUCUCGCUCUUAUUUUAAUGCGUACAUCAAGGAGAAUCAACGCGACCAGCACCUCGUAGAAUGCUGGCGAAUGCAUAUUUCUCUUGUGAAUUUGGAUUCUUGUUUCUGAUU